UUGUGAGGGGACGCGCGGGCCGAGGCGCGCCUGGCGAGCGCAGGGGGACGGAGGCGGGCCUCUUGCCGUCCCUGGAUCCUGGACUCGCCAGGGCCAGCCCGAGUGGUUAACUCCCAAAAGAGAAAACCAGUUGCAAAUCGAAGAUAAACAAAAACUAUCAAAGUGUAAGAAAUUAAAAACAGUAAGAUGAGAAGAGUUGAUCUCUGCUCGAGCUCUGAAGGGGCCGAAGUGGUGUUAGCGACGUCCAGUGAUGAAAAACACCCACCUGAGAAUAUCAUUGAUGGGAAUCCAGAAACCUUUUGGACCACCACAGGAAUGUUUCCUCAGGAGUUCAUUAUUUAUUUUCACAAACAUGUAAGGAUUGAAAAGCUUGUCAUCCAAAGUUACUUAGUGCGGACCCUGAGGAUCGAGAAGAGCACGUCUAAGGAGCCGGUAGAUUUCGAGCAGUGGAUUGAAAAAGACUUAGCACACACGGAGGGACAACUUCAAAAUGAAGAAAUUGUGGUGCGCGAUGGCUCUGCCACCUACUUGAGAUUCAUUAUUCUCUCAGCCUUUGAUCAUUUUGCAUCAGUGCAUAGCAUUUCCGCAGAGGGAAUCGCCGUCUCCAAUCUUGCUUAGUUACUGAAGCAAAAGGUUCUGACGAUAUUUAAACCCAAAGAUGUCCCUGAGAAUCUCUAUUAAAAGGAUUCAUAUCAA
Messenger RNA from Ochotona princeps (American pika), 696 nucleotides. RefSeq names its product intraflagellar transport 25 (gene IFT25). NCBI's taxonomy places the organism in Eukaryota, Metazoa, Chordata, Mammalia, Lagomorpha, Ochotonidae. The record is from RefSeq and is a predicted model, not a curated record. Gene Ontology annotation, cellular component: cilium; intraciliary transport particle B; centrosome. Gene Ontology annotation, biological process: intraciliary transport. The transcript has 6 exons. The coding region runs from base 187 to 618 and encodes 143 amino acids.